Messenger RNA from Symbiodinium natans, 3807 nucleotides. Lineage: Eukaryota; Dinophyceae; Suessiales; Symbiodiniaceae. The record is from the annotation of a GenBank genome assembly.
AUGGGUGUUCAGAGCCACGACGGCUACGUGCGCCCGCGCGGUCAUGUGGACAUCAAGUACGACACGGAGGAGGCGGCGCCCUUGGCGUCGAUCUCCAAGGUGGCGCACGAGGGCGACAACUGCGCCAUCGCCACCCGCCGCCUGGAAGCGGGAUUCCAGUUCAGCCACCGAGGCCGGACGUACCGGCUCUCUCACACCAUCCUGGAAGGGCACCGCUUCGUCAUCGACGAGAUUGCGGAAGGCCAGCUGCUCAUGAGCUGGUCACUGCCUUUCGGCACGGCGCUUCGGCCCCUAGCACCGGGCUCCUACUGCUGCAACGCGCUGAUGCUGCAGGCGCUUUCAGGGAGGAGGGACGUGGACUUCCCGCUUCCCGCAGAGGCGAACUUCGUGGAUCCUGACACCUCCGCUUCGUGCCCUUUCGUCUUCGAUGAGAGCACUUUUGUGCCCGGUAAGGAGGCGGCCUCGACGCCCGGAGGCUUGGAGACCACCUUCCAGGGCUUCGCCAGGAGUGGCGGCCGUGGGGUGGGGACCCGCAACAAGGUGGUGCUGGUGGGCCUGACCGUGGCUUCCGCGAGCUUCGUCAGACAGCUCGAGCGAUGCCUGGAGCACGAUGGGGCAGAGAGCGUCGACGGCAUCGUCGCAGUGGCGCACAACGAGGGAGAGGGUGAGGUGCAGAACAACAAGGACCUCCUUCUCCGCACCCUGGCAGGGUUCUUGGUCCACCCCAACACUGGCGCAGCACUGCUGGUCGCGACAGGCCGCGAGCGCCACGUGACGGUGGAGGAGUUGAAAGACUUCAUGGCCAGGGAGAAGUAUCCGACUGCGCAUGUGCCGCAUGAGCAUCUCGUGCUCAGCGGCAGCUGGCGCGCGGACCUCGUGCGGGCGGCCGAGGUUGUUCGCAGCUCCCUGCUACCCGCCGCGGCCGAGUACCGCCGCAGCGCGCAGCCCGUGUCGGCGCUCAGGAUCGCGCUGCAGUGUGGCGGCUCGGAUGCCUUUAGCGGCCUAACUGGCAACCCUCUGGUGGGCGAGGUGUCCAAGCUUCUCAUCGGCGAAGGGGGCCUCGCCCUCCUCGCGGAGUCCCCUGAGCUCGUCGGAGCCGAGCCCUACGUGCUCUCGAACUGCCGUAGCCUCGAGACGGCGCGGAAGUUUCUGAUGAUGACAGAGCGCUACAAGAGGUACGCCUCGCGCCACGGACAGGAUGCGGCAGGGAACCCCUCAGGUGGCAACCUCUUCCGCGGACUCUACAACAUCGUGAUCAAGAGCCUGGGCGCCUCGCGCAAGAAGCCGCCGGACGUCAUGCUGGACGAGUGCAUUGAGUACAGCGAGCGUGUGGCAGACCGAUCAGGCUACUUCUUCAUGGACUCCCCCGGCAACGACCUCGAGUCGAUCGCUGGGCAGGUGGCCAGCGGCUGCAACUUGAUCUUCUUCGUCACGGGCAAUGGCGCCAUCACCAACUUCCCUUUCGUGCCGACGCUCAAGGUGGUCACGACCACUGGCCGCUUCAACAUCUUGCAGAAGGAGAUGGACGUGAACGCUGGCCUCUUGACGGAAGGCGUCGGCCUGCCGGACCUGGCUCGACGGGUCUACGGCCAAAUGCUCGACGUCGCAGCGGGCGCCAAGAGCAAAGGAGAGAUGGCAGGUAUCAGCCAGGUGUCCAUUUGGCGAAACUGGUUCUUGGGUGAUGCGCAGCAGCUGAGCGACCUACAGGCUGCCUUCAAUUUCGAGCAGCAGGAUCUGCAGCAGCCGCCCCUGAAAGUCAAGCAAGAGGCCCUGCCGAGCUUGCCGGAAGAGAUCGCCGGCUUCGUGCGCGACAUCCACCACCAAGGCAAGCCCGAGAGCCUCUGCGAAGUCGACUUGAUCUUGCCCACCAGCCUUUGCUCUUCGGAGGUGGCGCGGUCCGCGGCGACGAGGCUUUCGCAGGAAGCCGAGGGCAACAAGGGGCAUUUCGUGGCGCUGCCGCAUACAGAAGGAUGCGGUGGAGCCGGCGGGGCGCAGUUCGAAACCAUCUUCCAGCGCGUGAUGUUGGGCCACCUGCUGCAUCCGCAAGUGCGGCGUGGCUUCCUCCUGGAGCAUGGGUGCGAGAAGACGCACAACGACUGGUUCGCCGCGUGCCUGGCCUCGAGGGGCCUCGCACUGGAUCGCUUUGGCUGGGCCUCCGUGCAGAUGGACGGCGGCAUCGAGGCGGUGUAUGCGCGGAUUCGGGACUUCUUCAAGGACCCUGAGCCGCCCCAGCCGUCCCCGGCGGCGCCCCUGCGUCUGGCCUUGCUCGCGGCCGCAGCUCCGGGAGCUGAGGCGUUAUUGCUCGCCGAGCUGACCCGCUUCGUUGUUCUGCAGGGAGGCACCGUGCUGCUUCCGUCGACCUCGCCGCUGCUGCUCAACGACGCCUUCAUCGCUGCGACCCUCUUUGAGGAGUUGCCUGGAAGUCUGCUGCAGCCCACGCUGGCCUAUGCGCAGAUCCCUUCCUCCCCGGGACUGCACGUGAUGGAGGUCCCGAGCACGGCAAGCUCGGUGGAGAUCGUCGCUGGGUUGGCACCAGCAGCGCACAGCUUCCUGGUGUGGAUGGACGACCGAGGGCUUCGACCGGCGCAUCCUUUCGUCCCCACCGUGCACGCGGCCGAGGAUUCUGCGAGCUGCGCCGCCGAGGCGGACGUCUGCGUGGAUCUGGUGGAUGCCCAGAAGGCCCUCUCCGCCAUCUUCGGGGUGGUCCAGGAGGCGCUGUACGGAGCAAAGACCAAAGCGUCCUCGAGUGGUGCUGUGGACUUCUCUGUCGCGAGCCGGCACCUGCUAAGUGUGCGCCGACCCAUCGGCUUCCUGGCCGACCCGAGGCGCUUGAACGUCGCCGUGUCUCGCGCCGUUGCUGGCCUUGUCAUCGUCGGUGACUUGCAGCAUCUGGCUCGUUACAGUGCGGAAUGGAAGGAGUUUGUCGCCAUCGGCCAGGAGAAGGAUUACCUUCGCGGAGAGCCAUUGUGGUCAGAGCCCACUGAGAUGUCGGUACCUGUCGUGCCGCAGGAGCAGGCGAGGUCCCGGGUAUGGGCCUCCGUCGGCUCCCUGGGCGCGCGGCGCUGUAAGGGCUCGCUGUGGAACGAGUAUGAGGAAAGAGGAGGCCCAUCCUACCUUGACAUGCAGGCAACGACGCCAGUGGAUCCGCGAGUGUUGGACGCGAUGCUGCCCUACUACCACGGCCGCUUUGGCAAUCCACACAGCCGGAGUCACUCCUACGGCUGGGAUGCAGAGGAGGCCACUGAGAAGGCACGCGUUCAGAUCGCCAACCUGAUCAACGCCGAUCCCAAGGAGAUCUUCUUCACUUCAGGCGCCACAGAGUCCAACAACAUGGCAGUGAAGGGCGUUGCGGAGUUCUACGAAGGCACCGGCAAGAAGCACAUCAUCACCACGCAGACUGAGCACAAGUGCGUCUUGGCCUCUUGCCGCCGCCUCGAGGUGGACAAGGGGUGGAGUGUGACCUACCUGCCUGUGGACAAGUACGGGCUCGUUGAUCUCAAGGAGCUCGAAGAUGCCAUUCGCGACGACACGGCGCUGGUCUCGGUGAUGCACAUCAACAACGAGAUCGGCACCAUGCAGCCGGUCGAGGAGAUCGGGCAAAUAUGCCAGAAGAAGAAGGUCCUGUUUCACACCGAUGCUGCGCAGAGUGUGGGAAAGGUGCCGGUGGAUGUGAAGAAGAUGAACGCAGCCCUUCUGUCCAUCUCCGCCCACAAGAUGUACGGGCCGAAGGGUGUGGGUGCCCUGUACGUCCGUGAGGCUUCGCGCUGUGAUCGAUGGCGGCGGCCAGGAUUGGAGAUGCAUCUGUGA